AUGGCCGGGGCCGCUAUGGCGGAGCGGGGUCGCGUGCUGCCCACCGGGCCCGCGUCGGGCCUGGGCACCGACGGGCUGCCGCGCGCCUUCCUGGAGAGCCUGCACACCCUCUUCGACAUCCUGGACGACAGGCGGCGCGGCUACGUGCACCUGUCCGAGAUCGAGUCCCGGUGGCAGGGCGCCGAUGCGCGCGAGCUGCCUCACGGCGUGCUCGAGGGCCUGCGGCAGGCGGCCCCGGCCAGCGGCUACCUGACCUUCGAGCGCUUUGUGGCCGGUCUGCGCUCCUCGUUGUUGAGCACCGAGGGCGGCCAGCGGAGCCUGGCGCACGCCCCGGCCCGUGGGGGCGGCCCGGGACCCCGAACCACCGAGAAGCCGCCGCCACCACCACGCAUGCUCUUUGCACCCGCGGACGAACCGCGCACCGUCCUGGAGAAGAAGGCUCUGCCUUCGGGCGCGCGACACCCACCAGCGGGUCCCCGGAGCCCGUCGGAGGGGGUGCCGAGGACCACGGAGCAUGAGCAGAGGCUGAGCGCCGACUCUGGUGCAGUGUCCUGCAGGGUCUGGGAGGUGGAUGUGGGGACCACUCGGCGAGCCCCUAAAGCCCGCGAACAUCGGAGGCACACCAUCACCAAUGGCGUGGACUGCGACCUGCUGAAACAGCUGAAGGAGCUUGAGCAGGAGCAGGAGGUGUUGGUGCAGGGCCUGGAGCUGAUGGCGCGCGGCCGAGACUGGUACCAGCAGCAGCUACAGCGCGUGCAGGAGCGCCAGCGCCGCCUGGGCCAGAGCCGGGCCAGCGCCGACUUGGGGGCUGAAGGGAGCCCCCGCCCACUGGGGCGCCUGCUGCCCAAAGUGCAGGAGGUAGCCCGGUGCCUGGGGGAGCUUCUGGCUGCCGCCUGUGCGGGCAGAGAUGAUACCCCCUCAGAAACCCCCGAAACUUCACCCUGCGUGCCCCCCUGGCCACAGCAGACCAUCCUCAUGCUGAAAGAGCAGAACCGCCGCCUCACCCAGGAAGUUACGGACAAGAGCGAGCGCAUCACCCAGCUGGAGCAGGAGAAAUCGGCCCUCAUCAAGCAGCUGUUCGAGGCGCGCAGCCAGCAGGAGGCCGGACCCUUGGACUCCACCUUCAUCUAG
Molecule: messenger RNA, 1131 nt
Organism: Elephantulus edwardii (Cape elephant shrew)
Lineage: Eukaryota; Metazoa; Chordata; Mammalia; Macroscelidea; Macroscelididae
Gene: SAPCD2
Product: suppressor APC domain containing 2
Exons: 6
Coding region: 1-1131 (376 amino acids)
Source: RefSeq, a predicted model, not a curated record